AUGGCCAAUUCUACCGCGCUACGCGCCUUCCGCUCCGUCUGCGCAUCGUGUCGCACUUCAUUCCCUACCGCGACACCUGCGCUCGCCCGUCCCCUCUCUCAGAGCCAUGCGGUCCGCGCAGCAAAGGGAGAUAGUACCAUGGACAAGAAUCUCACAGCCAUCGACCAGCACAUGUUCAGCCGUGCGAGUUCUCUAGGAAGUGUGAUCCCAAACAAUCCCAACGCAGACUUCGGCAACUUGGCAAAGGGGGAAUGGGAAGAGGAUGACCGACACCACCUCCACGUCUAUGCGCACAAGCACAACACACACAUCACACUCACCGACCCGAAGCGGAACCCCAUGGUCUCAGUCUCAUGCGGAAACAUUGGGUUCAAAAAGGCGGGACGGGGCUCCUACGAUGCGGCAUACCAGCUCACAGCUUUCGUCAUGUUGAGAAUAAGGGACAUGGGAUGGCUGCCGAGGAUCAAGAAGAUUGAGCUGGCGUAUCGUGGUUUCGGAAAGGGAAGAGAAGCCGUGACCAAGGCGAUUCUGGGCAGUGAAGGAAAGGACAUACGGCCGUUGAUCAACAAGCUAUCGGACUCGACGCGGUUGAAGUUUGGUGGCACGAGGAGCAAGAAGCCGAGGAGAUUGGGCUAA
Molecule: messenger RNA, 636 nt
Organism: Didymosphaeria variabile
Lineage: Eukaryota; Fungi; Ascomycota; Dothideomycetes; Pleosporales; Didymosphaeriaceae
Exons: 1
Coding region: 1-636 (211 amino acids)
Biological process (GO): translation; maturation of SSU-rRNA from tricistronic rRNA transcript (SSU-rRNA, 5.8S rRNA, LSU-rRNA); ribosomal small subunit assembly
Cellular component (GO): ribosome; mitochondrial small ribosomal subunit
Molecular function (GO): structural constituent of ribosome; mRNA 5'-UTR binding; small ribosomal subunit rRNA binding
Source: RefSeq, a predicted model, not a curated record